Messenger RNA from Bubalus bubalis (water buffalo), 1497 nucleotides. It is a transcript of the gene SUCNR1, whose product is annotated as succinate receptor 1. The coding region runs from base 95 to 1045 and encodes 316 amino acids. The transcript is spliced from 2 exons. NCBI's taxonomy places the organism in Eukaryota, Metazoa, Chordata, Mammalia, Artiodactyla, Bovidae. The record is from RefSeq and is a predicted model, not a curated record. Gene Ontology annotation, cellular component: plasma membrane. Gene Ontology annotation, molecular function: G protein-coupled receptor activity. Gene Ontology annotation, biological process: G protein-coupled receptor signaling pathway.
GCACUAACUAUGGUCAGCAGCACAGCACUGGAUCAGAAGCUGAAUCAAGUUGCUGGCAAAAAAUUUCUGUUGAGGGAUCAGGCCUCCUGACAAAAUGGAAUGGAAUGCAACUUGUGAACACUGGCAGGCCGUGCAGACUGCCCUGGAAAGCUGCUACCUUCCCAUUUUUUAUGGCAUUGAGUUUAUUGUGGGAAUCCUUGGGAAUACUGCUGUUGUUUUUGGCUACCUCUUCUGCCUGAAGAACUGGAACAGCAGUAACAUCUACCUCUUCAACCUCUCUAUCUGUGACUUGGCUUUUUUGUGUACCCUUCCCAUGCUGAUGAGAAACUAUGCCCAGAGAGAAUGGACAUAUGGGUAUGUGCUGUGUAUAAGCAACCGAUAUGUACUUCAUGCCAACCUCUAUACCAGUAUUCUCUUCCUCACUUUUAUCAGCAUUGAUCGAUAUCUGCUCGUGAACUAUCCUUUCCGGGAACACCUUCUGCAAAAGAAAGCAUUUGCUAUUUUAAUAUCUUUAGCCAUUUGGGGUUUAGUAACCUUAGAGCUCCUGCCCAUACUUCUUUUUAUACAUUCUGAUGACAAUAGCACCAACUGUACUGAUUAUGCAAGUUCUGGGGACCCCAAUCAAAGCCUCAUUUAUAGCAUGUGUCUAACCUUUCUGGGCUUUCUCAUUCCCCUUUUUGUGAUGUGCUUCUUUUAUUUCAAGAUUGCUCUCUUUCUAAAGCAGAGGAACAGGCAGCUCACUACAGCUUUGCCCCUUGAGAAGCCUCUCCACUUAGUCAUCAUGGCAGUUGUGAUCUUCUCUGUGCUUUUUACUCCUUACCAUGUCAUGCGAAACGUCCGGAUUGCUUCACGCCUGGAGACCUGGAAGAAGUCCCCAUGCACUGAAGCCAUCAUCAACUCCCUGUACAUCUUGACAAGGCCGUUGGCCUUUCUGAACAGUGUCAUCAACCCUGUCUUCUAUUUCCUUUUGGGAGAUCACUUCAGGGAGAUGUUUAUGAAUAAACUGAGGCACCACUUCAAGGCCCUUACAUCCUUCAGAAGAUGAGCUCAUGGACUAACAUUUUCAUUCGAGAAUAGUGAGGUGCCUGUGUAGCAGAUUGUUUUACAGAAGCAGCUGUAGGUCGGUUAGAGUUUAACUCAGACAUAAAUCAGAGAGGCCUACAGACUUGACCCUGGUUUAAAGGCAUGCUGGAUCCAGGGUGUGUGAAAAGAAGAUGAUGGAAGGUAUUUAUUGGUUUCUUGACCUAAGCAUUGAAAGGAGUUGGACUAGCACUGUCUAAUGUUUGAGCACAUAAGUCCAAAAUUCUAUGUGAUAUAAGACCCUCUCAAUCAGUGUAAAAGGAACAGAAGAUAAAGUUGCAAGUUGUUUGUGUUUAAUCAUUGGUGCUGCUGCUGCUAAGUCACUUCAGUCAUGUCCGACUCUGUGUGACCCCAUAGACGGCAGCCCACCAGGCUCCCCCGUCCCUGGGAUUCUCCAGGCAAGAACACUGGAGUGGG